Messenger RNA from Encephalitozoon hellem ATCC 50504, 1338 nucleotides. RefSeq lists its product as uncharacterized. Gene Ontology annotation, biological process: mitotic chromosome condensation. The coding region runs from base 1 to 1338 and encodes 445 amino acids. Gene Ontology annotation, cellular component: condensin complex. Lineage: Eukaryota; Fungi; Microsporidia; Unikaryonidae. Gene Ontology annotation, molecular function: chromatin binding. The transcript has a single exon. The record is from RefSeq and is a predicted model, not a curated record.
AUGUCUGACGAUCUGGGAGCCUGGCUCAAGGUUGCUGCUGAAAAUAAAAUUACUACGAAAAACACAUGGAGAUCUACCCUAAUUGACCAUUUUACAAACAUAGACGAGUUUCGGGAAAAGCAAGGAAUCAACUUCCAGAAAGCCAGCUGUACCCUGGAUGGAUGUGCUAAGGUUUAUUCAACGCGUGUGGAUGACGUUUCUGAAAAUGCCAUGAGGCUUUUAGAAGGAUUUGGAAGGGAGGAAAUUAAGAAGAAGCAAAACAGAAGGCAGAAUAAGACGACGAUCGAAAAAAACAUUCUGAAUCUCAAUAUCAAGGUGGGUACUUUGAGGAAAUCCGUUGAUUCGAAGUUUCUAUACUUGACAUCAUUGACGGAAAGUAUCUUGAUGGUUGAAGCGGCUGAAAUUUCCUCUGACGGAGUGCUUAGAAUGUCUUCUUCCAAAGAUAGGAAAGCCAUGAUUAUAGAUGAUCUCAAACUUGCGAUAAGCUUUCCAAAAGGACUUCUUGUUUCUCCUAGCAUAAGUGAAGAUAAGGAAAUAGAGAAAAUAAUCAUAGAACCUGUAGCAUAUAAUGAAGAAGAAAGCGUCAAGGGAUCUGCUGGGCUUGAGGUUGAUCAAAACCUCGACUUUUCAGAGAUCCCUCCAUUAAACGAUACUCAGAAUUUUGGCUACAGGGAGGAAGUUCCGUUCUCUCAUCUUAAAGGAUGGGCCGGGCCAAGCCACUGGAAGGUACAGGCCAGAAAGGGAAGAACUGGCGUCCAAAAGCCAAAGGAGGCCUCUUUUUUGGACUUUACCGAGAUUAUUGACCAUGAAGGCAUAGCAGAACCUGGGAAUACUCUUUUUGAGCCAUCCUUUAUAGUGGAGCGCAGAGAAAACCAUCAUAUAUUGCCUCAAGACUUUAGAUUGGAAGUAGAAGAUUUAUAUAAGUACUUGAUAAGAGACGGGACAUUCCGUAGAGGUCAGAGUUGUGUGGAUGAGGAACCAGUAGACUACUCUCCCCCGUCCUGUGUUAUUGAGGAGCCUGAGGAUGAGUUUGUAGCUGACAUUCCUUCACAGGGAAGCCAAAGGAACCUUAUUCCAUUCAGAAAGGCACCCAAAAAAGUCAACAUCAAGAAACUGAAGGAUAAUGUAUUUGACUCUGUUAUGAAGGGAAACACUACCCUGCUUUCUAUAUUUGAAAGUGUGCCUAAAAUAUAUGGGGAUGAAGAAUCUAAAGACAUUUCUAUGCAUCUUUGCUUUAUUUCCCUUCUUCAUCUUGCUAAUGAGAAGAACAUUCAUCUUAAAGACCUAGGAAACGAUGUGGAAGUGUGCAUCCAACCAGGUGUGAAAGCCCCGGGAUAA